This is a messenger RNA of Larimichthys crocea (large yellow croaker), 4221 nucleotides long. It is a transcript of the gene josd1, whose product is annotated as Josephin domain containing 1. Lineage: Eukaryota; Metazoa; Chordata; Actinopteri; Sciaenidae. Gene Ontology annotation, biological process: protein deubiquitination. Gene Ontology annotation, molecular function: cysteine-type deubiquitinase activity. The transcript is spliced from 5 exons. The record is from RefSeq and is a predicted model, not a curated record. The coding region runs from base 835 to 1620 and encodes 261 amino acids.
CAGCAAUAUGGAGCCAGGGGGACGCUACUGCGCAUGUGCGUGUCUGCACGGACGGAGAGAGAGGCAGACACAGAGUGUGUGUGAGAGAGAGAGGGUUUACAGCAGGGUAAAAUUGGCAAAGACAAAGGACUGGACAGUGUUUAGGCAAACGGGAGAGGGUAGGUUGAGUUUUUAGACCGGUUUAUGACAGCCCAGCUGUGCCAGCACCGACAGGAAGAGGCCAGGUGUUUUUGUCUCCCUUUUUUUUCCGGCUCCGUAUCAAAAAUCCCUGUUCCAGUGGAGGGGGGGGGGACGCUUCAUGGUCAGCAGCCUGGUGAUGGAAAGAACUGCAAAGCUAUAGGCUCGGUGACUGGAUGGAAAGAGCUGUCAGCACGCUCGCAGGAGAUGGAGGAAGUGGAAAAGCACAGACAGCAGCAACAGUUUGAUUGACGACACCACUGUGGUGUUGUUGGAGCGGCGAUCUUUCAUUUGGGGAGCAUCUGGAGGAUCUUUCUUUCUUUGCGUUUUUUUUUCUUUCUGCCGGCAUUCCCAUCUCGAGCUCCAGUUUCCCGCUGACCUUUGUUCACAUCUCGCCUUCAGAGCGAGCAGGUGUUGCCGUGUUUAACAGCCACAGGUCUCAUUUACCUCGCGGAUUCCCUCCCCUUCCCCUCAACCAUACACAAAGACACACGAGCUCCUCUCUUCCUAGGCGGCUGAGAGGUUGCUAUGGCAACGGUUGUCAUGAUGCUGAUGUAGCGUCCUGAAGGUAGUAGUUGUGGAGCCGGAGGAGGUGGUGCCGGAGCCGGCGGAGGUGGUGGUGGUGGUGGUGGUGGUGGUGGUGGUGAACGUCCAAGGAUGGGAAGCGCUCCGUAUCCAGCCGGUGAGUGGAAGGGGAAGGGGCGAGGCGGCCUGCAGGAGCUGGGCUGCAUGCGCUGGAACUUCAGCAAGCAGAAAGGAGGAGGUGGAGGGGAGGUGGUGGUGGUGGGAGCAGAGCAGAGAAGGUGCAGGGAUCCCACGGAUUCUCAGCAGCAACAGCAGGAUCUCUCAUCCUCCUCUUCCUCCCUCACCCCCCCACUGCCUCCUCAACCCUCUCUGACACCUCCGGCCAUUUAUCACGAGAAGCAGCGGAGGGAGCUCUGCGCCCUGCACGCGCUCAAUAACGUCUUCCAGGACGGGACGGCCUUCAGCAGGGACACCUUGCAGGAGAUCUACCAGAGGCUUUCUCCCAGCACUCUGGUGACACCUCACAAGAAGAGCAUGCUGGGGAAUGGGAACUAUGAUGUAAAUGUCAUUAUGGCAGCCCUGCAGACCCGUGGGUUUGAGGCAGUGUGGUGGGAUAAAAGAAGGGAUGUAGGCAGCAUCGAGCUGUCCAACGUGACGGGCUUCAUUCUGAAUGUGCCAUCCAACCUGCGCUGGGGGCCUCUCCGGCUGCCGCUCAAACGCCAGCACUGGAUAGGAGUCAGAGAGGUGGGAGGGGUCUACUACAACUUGGACUCCAAGCUGCGUAGCCCUCAACCCAUCGGCAACCCGGAUGAGCUCAGGAAGUUUCUCCGCCAGCAGCUGCGAGGGAAGAACUGUGAACUCCUAUUGGUCGUCUCGGAGGAAGUGGAGGCACACCAAACAUGGCGAUCUGAUGGCUAAGUGGUUUAACCAGCCGAUCACAGCUCCACCUGGGCCAUCAGGCCAAUCACAGAAUGAACGGGAGAGGAAGUAGAGUCGUGCACAGCCAAUCACAUGGAUGCACACUUGCAGAUGUAUUUUCUUUCCCUUUUUUGGGUUUUGUUUACACACCCAUUGCUGGACUCUUCCGGUAAGAUGCAAAGCAAUGAAGGAGGCAAACACUUUACAGGGAGAAUCAAAGAAUCACAGUCCUUUACUCACAACACAGUUAAGACUUACAACAAAGUUACUAUUCAGUUUCUGCUAUUCUUGUGCUUUUAUAUAUAUAUUGACUAUUUUUCAAUGUCAGUUUUGAUCUGUUUAACUUUUUUUUUUUUCUUUGUACUGUUGAAGUUUCCAAAGUCAUGGGAGAUCAGGCUUUAUGAAAAAUGCUGUUUAUCUGCCUGUCUCCUUCAGUGAUCCUCCCUGCUUCAGUCAUGAUGUUCACUGAUGUGUCUUUGUCCCCCCCCACCCCCAUAUGUUGUGAAUCUCUCUUCUGUCCUUAUCCUCCGUCCUUCACUUUCACCGGAGCGUGCCCUUUCCUUGUCUCAGCGUGACUCCAUCUCCUCACUCCUCCUUCUCUUAUCACAUGUCAAAAUCAGUGACUUAUCACGUUGCCAAAUUUGUAUUUCAUCCACUUCCCAAACACUUCUGGCACAGUCUGAGCCUAUACUGUACAGAGGCUGUGCUGACACAACAGUUUUAUAUGCAACAAAUCAAUGCAACACCCAGGCCAAGCACUCCCUCUAGUGGAUGUUUGCCUCAGUUUCCUUUCAAGGAAGACGUAACAGCAUCAUUCAUCCAUGUUUUUUUUUCACAUUCAGAUUUAAAGCAGAGUGCUUGUCAUUGAGGAAACAAUGCAAUAGUACAGAUUAUCAUCUUUCAGUAGAAUUAUACUGUAUCAUGAUGUAAUAUUUAUCAAAUUAGGGUGAGAAGAAAACCUGUUGUCCAAAUUAUUGAUCAAAUCAAAAGCUACCAAAGUCCAAAAAUAUAUCUGUAUACCAUGUGCAGUUAUAGCAUGGCAGUUUUUGACUUAGUAAAAAGCAGUCAACAAAAACGAAUCAACUCAAGAUCCAAUUACAAUCUUGUUCUGGAGCUUUCAACCACGUCUCAUGGUCCUUGUUCAAACUUUACAGUGGAAGAUAGACAGAAAAUUCAUUGGCAAAUUUUGAUCAUUUAAGUAAUUUUCACAAACAAAAAUGGAAUUUAUGACAGUAAACUGAAUAUUCUCUGGGUUUUUGACUAUUAGUUGGACCAAAUCAAACUAAUUUAAAUAAGUGAAUUUGGACUCUAAGAAAAUGUAAUGGACAUGUAACUGACUGAAUGAUUAAUUAAUAAUAAAAAUAACACUUAGUUGCAGCUCCACUUUCCAGCAUGAGGUUCUAUGGCAACUGAGUAAAUUUAGUCUGGUGAUGACGAUGAUGCGUGAUUCAGUUUAGCUCCAGGCCAAGCGAGUAAGUGAUAAUAAAGUCAAUGAUAAUCUGAAUAGUUAGUUAUUGUUAGAAAUCAUCAUAUCGAUAUGAGCAAAUAUAUUUUUAUUUGUCUAUAUCACCCACUCUUGCUUAAAAAAAAGUCACAAUAAUUCCUUGCACAGUGGUAAAAUGACACCAGACAGAUAUAAUAAGGGACAAUACUUUUAAUCAUUGUUUAAUUUUAUCUUCUCUUUGGCUCCACUUUCGGCCAAAGGGCAGUCCUCUGUAGCACAGGAGCUCAGUUGAUGCAUGGCUCCUCUUUCCUCCUCUUCUUCUUAAACAUCUCUUGUCAAAUCUGCCAAACACAGCUCUGCGAGGAUGUCAUAGAUUGUCCCACCAAGUCAUAAACAGCCAGCGAAGGUUUCUGAUGUGUCAGUUGGAGGAGGGGUUUUUUUGUGGGUGGUCGCACAAAAGGGAAGUUGUCAGAUGGAGCACAGUGUGCCUGAAUAGAGAAUAAUGUAGAAAAAGAGAAGUAAAGUUGACGGACCGGCUAGUGAGCACAUGUCUGACCAGGCAUGUUGUGGUUGAUUAUUGUGAAAUGAGCCUUAUUAGAGAGUUUGUAGCUAUCAGCUAAAGAGAAACUGUUAAUACUAUACAUGUAUUGUCUGUUAACGACAAUAUCGGCCUUAACUUGUUUACAUAAGAAAAUAUUUGUUGCUCUGAAAGAUUAAGAGGGGCUGUGCAGUUUGACACCGUGUCAGGAGAUUUAUUCCAAAGCACCAAUUUAUCAUGAAGCCAAGGGCUUGUGUUAUGUUAUUGAUUUAAAUGGUAUGGUUUUUAUAAAGACAAGAUCACGUUUUUCAAUGGUGCAUGUCUUAUUUUUGGAAUGAAACGCUCUUAUUCCAGCCCAGUCUGUAGACCUUUAACGUCAUAUCCAAGUGGACCUGCGUCGAAUCGUCACAGAGCUCAUCAUUAUUUUGCUGGACCCAAUCACAUCAUGACUAGUGUCUCACGAUUGCAUUGAACGUUUUUUUUUUUUUUUUUUUUUUUUUUUUUGCCAUGACAAUCUUUCAGCCCUGUCUAUUUAAGGAAUACUGAUUGUCACUGUAUUUUGUUUUUUUUUUAUUUUUUGCAUAGAAAUAAAAUGCUUAUAAUGGCACUUUAUGUAAAA